AUGGAUCACUUUAAAAGGCCGUUAAAAACCGACAUCGAAGAAAUAUUAAGUCGCUUUCAGGACACAGCGUCAGUGCGAUUCGAAGAGUUUUUGACCAUAUGGAGAGGCAUGAACUUUCCUAUCAUCUUUAAUGGUAAAUUGGAACCGUACGAAAAGAGCACGUUUAGUCGUUUGGUCUUCACCACCGCGGCGCCCUAUUUUUUCCCACCGUAUACCUUCCAGAUCCGAGUCGGAGGUCUUUACCUUCUGUACGGUCUGUAUCACUCCCAGCUAGCCACACCGAAAGAAAAGAUUUGGCUGGCGUUGAGUGACUGGGAGCACGUGAAGAGGUUCCAGCAGGAUGCAGCGGAUGCGCAGCACUAUGAUGUAGUCUAUGUCCUGAGGAAGCUCUUGGCUGAGAAAGCGUUCUACUUCACCGCCAUGCCCAAGCCAUUGUACUUCAGGGUGAGGAGGAAGCAGGAGGAGUCUGAGCAGAAAAUGUGUGAGGAGUUCAUUGACCGGCCAUCCAGGCCUCAGGAGCUCAUCAGUGCUGAAAUGCUGGAGGAGUUGGCUAAUGUUCAUGAGCACUAUGAGAGACUGAAGAUGGGCAUCUCUGCUGCGUCAGGACAGUCCAGUUCUGAUCUGGCCUUGAUCCGUCAGAAUCUGGCCCCUAGACUCCGUAAUGCCAUGCUUUCUUUCCACAGCUGGCAGAAGAACCACAUGGAAAAUGAAAAUUGCAAUACUGCUGUGGAGAGAAGCACUAGUGAGAGAAACUCUAAGGUAGAAGAGAGUUCCCGCAGGGCGCAGCUUCUGGCAUCUAUCAAAUCAAAGUCCUAUGGACAAUUGGUAGAGGCUUCCAAAUCUCGCCGCCACCGCCAAGCAGAGAUGGUGACGGCGACCAGUGAUGCAGAGUCCACACACAGGACUUCAGGAUUCAAGAGAAGAGCCCUGUCUCUAAAAGAGCGCACCAAAACGCGCCUCAUGGCUCAGGGAAAUGUGAAAGAGGAAGUGCUGAAGAUGACCCGGCUCUGGCGUCUGAGUGCUGUCGAGGACGAGAGGACAGAAGAGAAGAAAAAAAGAAAAUUUGCAUGGAAAGUGGAAAGCGAGGCCUGAACAGACCCAGUCUGAUUGGACAGGCGCUGUCUGACUGGAUGGACUCUCCUUUUGUUUGGACGCUUUGCACCAAUCCUUUAUCCUCCAGGUGGUCACAUGAGAUAGGUGAUAAUCCACAUCCUGGGACAUGUGACAGAAAGACUCUCUGUCUGACUCCCUGUUUUCAAGGAUGGUCAAAAAUGCCAAAAGGAUUGGAUUUUAUGA
Chanos chanos (milkfish) is the source of this 1296-nucleotide messenger RNA. RefSeq names its product small nuclear RNA activating complex, polypeptide 1b (gene snapc1b). Gene Ontology annotation, molecular function: sequence-specific DNA binding. Gene Ontology annotation, biological process: snRNA transcription by RNA polymerase III; snRNA transcription by RNA polymerase II. Lineage: Eukaryota; Metazoa; Chordata; Actinopteri; Gonorynchiformes; Chanidae. Gene Ontology annotation, cellular component: snRNA-activating protein complex. Bases 1 to 1092 code for a protein of 363 amino acids. The record is from RefSeq and is a predicted model, not a curated record. The transcript has 10 exons.